AAAUUAAAGAUGUCUUCGAGCUCUUUGCUUUCAAUUGAGAGUCUAAAUGAUUCAGAUAAUGAUUCGAUUUCAAAGUACAUGAUGGGAGCCGAAAGUUUGGUUAUCGUCGAUCACCUAAGUGACUCUAUUGAUGCGUCUGAACAUUUCAUUGAAUCACAAAUGUUGCCAUAUCAAGAUGAACCUGUUGCUGAUGAAGAAUGGGUUCAAAAUUAUCAUGACGGAUUACGUGAACGUCAAUUUUUUUUGGAAACGCUGCUUGAUAGAUUCAACAAUCGUGUGCCGUUGGAGCAGUGGUGCAUUUGUGGUAAUUGCAGGACUAAUAUGCUUCAAAAUGAAAAAGAGAGUCAGUGUUGCCAAGAACUUGACGAAUGCAUAGAGUCCUUAAACAGUGAAAUGGUGCUGGGUGAAAUGAAAGUUGUUCCUAAAUGUAUUACACUUCAUCCAGCAUUCAAUUCAGUGUGUCUGGAUAUUUGGUCAUUGCGAAUGGCAGGCCCAAAAUUCAGGAAAAUAGAUGGAAGAAAAUAUGCGAAACAUGAUGAUGAGAACAGGUAUUUAAGAAGUGUUGCCUAUCGAGAGUUUACCCAGCUGGUGCAUGGUUACUUAGGAAGGAAAAGGAUACCACUGCCUGCUUGUGCCUAUCAUUCAAUAAGGACUCGAUUUCCUGGAAAAGAUUUCCAAGGUUAUGAUGAUGAUGAACUUGAGGAUGAAUAAAUUACUAUUUGUAUGCCAAUAUUCACCCUCAAUUUGGAUUCUUGUUCCGUGGACAGUCAAGGACAUAUUGAUGGCCUUUCAUUGCUUUCCCACAUGCUCGACAGUGUGGACAAGUUCUUUCUUCACUGGUGAUGUUAUUUGACACUGUUGGUUGGACUAAAAUGUUAUAUUUUUUGUGAUUGACAUGUAGACAAUAAGUUUAAGUAUUAAAUAAAGAAUGUCUUAGUCAUA
This is a messenger RNA of Xenia sp. Carnegie-2017, 942 nucleotides long. RefSeq lists its product as uncharacterized. The record is from RefSeq and is a predicted model, not a curated record. Bases 10 to 711 code for a protein of 233 amino acids. Lineage: Eukaryota; Metazoa; Cnidaria; Anthozoa; Malacalcyonacea; Xeniidae. The transcript is spliced from 3 exons.